CGCCCGAGUGGCUGCGAGUGAGUGGCCAGGCCUCCUUCGCCUGCCUAGGAGGGUGCUGGUGUGUCCCGAGGCGCUAAGGACCCGUCCCUGCUCCUUGCCAUCACCAUCAUUGGAGUUACAGUGGUCCUGUUGGCCCUGAGGAACAUGAACUCGCGGAGAAGACAUACCACCUUACAGGACUCUGAGACCAAGUACCCGCUGCCCUUGAUUGAGAAGGAGCAAAUCACCCACAACACCCGGAGGUUCCGCUUUGGACUGCCCUCACCAGACCAUGUCUUGGGGCUUCCUGUAGGUAACUAUGUCCAUCUCUUGGCCAAAAUUGAUGGUGUUCUGGUGGUCAGGGCUUACACACCAGUGUCCAGUGAUGAUGACCGAGGCUUUGUGGACUUGAUUAUAAAGAUCUACUUCAAAAAUGUGCACCCCAAUUAUCCAGAAGGGGGGAAGAUGACUCAGUACUUGGAGAAUAUGAAAAUUGGGGACACCAUCCUUUUUCGAGGGCCAACCGGUCGCCUGUUCUAUCAUAAGCCAGGGAACUUUUCAAUCAAGGCAUACAAAACAAGUGAGCCUGAAAAGAAGCUGGUCAGUCACCUGGGAAUGAUCGCUGGGGGCACAGGGAUUACUCCCAUGCUGCAGCUCAUUCGCCACAUCACAAAGAACCCCAGCGACAGGACCAGGAUGUCCCUCAUCUUUGCCAACCAGACAGAGGAGGAUAUCUUGGUGAGAAAGGAGCUUGAAGAAGUUGCCAGAACUCAUCCAGAGCAGUUCGACCUAUGGUACACCCUGGACAGGCCUCCUGUUGGUCUGUGCUUGGGAGCUGAGACCUUCAGCUCUGUCCCUGCAUGGGAAAUGGAAGUGGAGGGAGAGAGGAUUGGGGCGACCUGCUUGUAAGAGCAGUGUCUGAUAUCUCAGCAGCAGUCCAUAUGCGCACUGAACCUCAGGAGGGACUCGGAGGGACACCCGGUCACUGGGUCGCUCUGAGCACCCACUCCAUACUACACUCGACACAGCAUCCCGCAGAGACAUCACACACAUGGCCAUGGACCCCUCGCCCCCUUACCACCCGACCUCUCCUGGACAGUAGUCAUCAUCACAUGGCGAGCCCCAGGCAGCUGCUGCAACCCUAGCCAGCACCCAGCCACCCCGGCACCCUGCACCUUCAUGCUGCCUCUCCUACUGCACCCAGCUGUGCCUGCCUUGUCAUAUAGCUCGCUGCCCAGCAGAGGGCACCCCCUAACCGAGCCACAAACCCCAGGCCUGCUCCACCCUGCCCAGCCCCAGCUCCCUGCCUUGAUUCACACCAUGCCUCACUGUUGUGUUCUCCAUCCCUGCCCCUGCGUGCGGCGUCAGACAACCAGCAGUAAGCCUGGGAUGCGGGGUCAAUACUGAAGGCUUCCUGGGUCUCCCAUGUCCUCCAUUUCCCGGCUUCUCUGCAGAGAACAGCAGUGCAGACUUCUAAGCCUUGGAGAGCAGCCUUGCCUCCCUCUUUGGGGUGGGGGCAGAUGGCUUGGGGUCAGGGGCUCUACCCAGCAGCCUCACAGCUUUUUUCUACUUC
This is a messenger RNA of Leptonychotes weddellii (Weddell seal), 1552 nucleotides long. NCBI's taxonomy places the organism in Eukaryota, Metazoa, Chordata, Mammalia, Carnivora, Phocidae. The record is from RefSeq and is a predicted model, not a curated record.